Molecule: messenger RNA, 750 nt
Organism: Ustilaginoidea virens
Lineage: Eukaryota; Fungi; Ascomycota; Sordariomycetes; Hypocreales; Clavicipitaceae
Exons: 2
Coding region: 1-750 (249 amino acids)
Biological process (GO): maturation of SSU-rRNA from tricistronic rRNA transcript (SSU-rRNA, 5.8S rRNA, LSU-rRNA)
Cellular component (GO): nucleolus; preribosome, small subunit precursor; 90S preribosome
Source: RefSeq, a predicted model, not a curated record
AUGGCUCCCGUACCGCCGCCCCCCCCAUCCAGGGCACCGUCAGCCCGAGCCCUGCGCAUGCAACGAGUAACCGGACAGAUCCACCCUCUCCUGCCGGCCAAGGUCUUUCGUGCCGGUGCCCACGUCACCGACGACUUCCUCUCGUCAAAGCGCGACAAGCGUCUCGUCCGACACUCCUCCUUCGUCUCCCGCAUCACCUCCUCCCGAGUCGCCAAAACGAAGCGGCGCAGACCGCAGAACAAGCUCAAGACGUCGCUCGACGACCUGGCCGACGCCCUGCCCGAGCUGGCGAGCGGCGAGGGUGGCGAGGAAGCCCUGGCUGGCAAGAUCAAGCACAAGAGUUUGAGGAGCAAGAAGGGCGCCCUGAAGCGCAAGGAGAAAGUUGUCAGGGGCGAGAUGGAGCGGUUUGGAGUCAGCAUGGCCAGGCUGACCGGGCUCAGUGGCGCGGCGACCAUGGCCUCGACCAACGAGGCCGGACCCGCGCCGAAACCAAUCGUCCGUCAAGGGAGCCAUGACGAGGGCGGACACGCCAUGGCGAGCACGACCGAGCAGUCCGGCGCUGCAGCCGCCGGAACAGCCGCCGGAACAGCCGCCGGAACAGCCGCCGGAAUAGCCGCCGGAAUAGCCGCCCCAGGUGGUAGUUCAUCAAGUCGAUGGGCUGCUUUGCGAGGCUACAUCUCUGCCACCAUGGAGCAGAAUCCCGCCUUUGACAGCAGCAGCGGCGGCGCCGGCGGCAGCAGCAGAAAAUAG